Molecule: messenger RNA, 7212 nt
Organism: Armigeres subalbatus
Lineage: Eukaryota; Metazoa; Arthropoda; Insecta; Diptera; Culicidae
Gene: zld
Product: mucin-2
Exons: 1
Coding region: 951-3881 (976 amino acids)
Biological process (GO): regulation of transcription by RNA polymerase II
Cellular component (GO): nucleoplasm
Molecular function (GO): DNA-binding transcription repressor activity, RNA polymerase II-specific; RNA polymerase II cis-regulatory region sequence-specific DNA binding
Source: RefSeq, a predicted model, not a curated record
AUCGGCCGUGAUAGAUGUUUGGGCUUUCGACAAAACAAGCCAAGCAGCAGCCAGCCGGUCCGUUGUGCACAGUGCGGUAGGUGUGUUGGUGUGCAUAUCGAGUGCUGGUCGGUAUCCUUCUCUUACUCUUUCGUUGGUGUCGCCACUGGUGCCUGUACAUAAGACGCACUGGCCACUCUUCUAUGUACAGGCCCCAGGCAGACCAGCAGCAACUAAACGUGUCAAGACGAUCCGAUGCGCUGUCGUUGGUCGUCGGAGGGGGAGGAAAAUGAGUGUGUGCAUGAUAGAAAGAGUAAGUGGAUGCGAGUGUGUGUAGAGAUGGAGAAGAUUAAACAUAUUUUCGCUUAAACUGUUUGGCGACGUCCAGUUGUUGAGCCGUUGGGUUCUAUUUGUUUCGAAGCUAUAUUUAGGUUUCAUUUGACGACGCGUCCUCGGCCAAAGCGAACGUGAAUUAGUUUCCUUUCCGUUUCUCUGACAUAAGCACCCAAACUACAGGCAAGUAGUUCCAAACUGGUGUGCUGACAACAGACAGAAGAGAGAAGAUCGUUUGGACACUGCAUUCAGCGAAAUCAGCCGUGUGAUAGUGAAGAGUUGUCGAUAGUGAUAAUUAAAAUUUAUUGUUAUUCUAUGUAAAUUUCGACGGAAAUGAACUGUUGUUUCAGUUUCUUUUGAGUUUAAGUCUUUAUUUUGUAUAAAUAAGAUUUGUUUUUUCUCUGUUAAUAUUGAGUUAAUUAAUGUGAUUUGUGGAACUUUGGUGAGAACGAACAUCCGAUGAAAGUUAAUCGUAUGGGAGCAAAUUCAAAAUAAAGUUCAACUGUUACGAUAAACGGAACCCUGAAAAACGUUGUGUAUUAGUGGUGGGAAUGUGAUAAUUGUUGAAUUAAAUUUUGUCGAAGAACUGGAAGAUCAGCAAGAAUUAAUGAAAGUGUGUCGCGUGUGUUGCUCGAGUUAUGGCCAGUAAUGGGGGGACUCUACAUGGAGUUCCCCAAACGCAGCAGAGCCUAAGUGGGCAUCAUAGUUGCUCACACUGCGGGUUGUAUUUCGAUAGUUCGUCGUCGCUUCAAGUGCAUAUGCACUAUCAUCAUGAAAGUAUGAAUCGUUGGGGUCCCACUUCUACGGGAAGCUUGCCCAGUUCAACUACGUCGUCAACACCAACUUCUGAUACUGAAAAUAACAACCAACCGUCAUUGAAAUCGCAUACAAAGUCAUCGUCGCCGCAUCAAACCAUUGCAGCUGCAGCAGAUUCAAGUGAUAAUCAACCGUCGACACCUCAGCCACCAACACUCCCGGAGCCAGGUACCCCUCAAAGUUUUACUGGCGGUGCUUCGCCAUAUCAACAGCCAGCUUCAAUAAUUGUGCCACCAGAAAUGCACUAUCCAACCUACAUCCACGGGUACGAUCCGUAUUAUCACCCGACUGGCAUUGAUUACGGUAAUCCACUGCCUCCUUCGCAUCUCCAUAGUCAAUCACAGCCAGAGUACAAAGCAGUGCCUUCAGCCAGAUUUCAUCCCUACAACAACAACAAUCUCAGCAACGGAAACCACCAUCAAUCAUCUCAUAGUUCAAGUAACAGUGGCACGAAUGGCACAUCACCUCUGAAUAGCGCCGGACUAAGUCCGCAAGUAGUCAGUUCUUCGAGCAAUAGCCAAAACCCAACGUCACAAGCGGCAACAACUGUAGCUUCGUCAACAACCACUACGUCACCCCAAAAUAGCGGUUCCCAUAUCCCGCCAACUCCAUCUCCAUCACCGAUUCAAUGUGAAAAGUGUGGACUGGUAUGUGAUACGGACGACGCUCUAAGUGAGCAUGACGCGUCGGUACACCAGUCACAAUCUCAGCAGCAAUCUUCAUCCGAGGGCAGCAACAUGAAUCGAAGCGAUGAACCGGAUAUGCAAAGUGGAUAUCCUUACGGAAACAAUCCACCACCCUUUAUAAAAGAAGAACCACCGGCAUCAGACAUUUUGGAUCUCGAUUCUCAAAAAAUGGUCUAUCCUCCGGAACCUGUGCUGCCACCGAUGAACUCGCUACACCCUUUACAAUCCAUGCAACGGCACCCAAUGAUGUGGCCCCAUGAUCCGCAUAACUUCAUUCCUCCGCAUCCGACUCAUGAUUUGAAAGCUCCCUACUACCACCCGCAAAUCAAAUCGGAAUACUCUACGACACCAUCAAUCAAGGGUGAUUAUCCACAGCAUGCAGCAAUGCAUGUAAAACCAGAGUAUACGGCUAUUGUAGCCCCUGCGCCAAUAAAGAAUGACUAUAACAUGCCACCGACUUUGCCACCGGCUGUUCCGCAAUCGAACCAACCGGUGAAGCAAUUCACUGAAGAUAUUAGCGAGAACAAUCAAUUAGCAACUAGUCCGUCGGACUUCCCUAGUACAACGACACCACAGGAAAAUAGUUCACAGUAUAGAAAUUUCGAACCUCCUACGUCGUCGCUACCAAACAAUGCGUUACCUUCAAAAGGAACUGCAUGGAAAUCCAAUGAAGCAAGACGACCGAAGACAUACAACUGCACUGCCUGUAACAAGUGGUUUACAAGUUCCGGUCAUUUAAAGCGACACUACAACACCACACUUCACAAGAAUGCGGUCAAAUCAAGUGGGCAACCAGAUCCAGCUACAUUGCCCAUCAGUAUUCAUCACCACCCGGGUCGCGAUCCCAAUUACGGGAAUAAGGGAAGGCGAGGCUCUACCGCACAAAUACAGCAACCUAUACAACAGCCGGUUCCACCACCUGACCCUCCUAGAAGCCCCGAUUACGGUUCACAAUACAAUAGUCCGCCGGGGUUUACAUCAGGAGUUCAGGGGUUCCACCAGUACAAUGCCAAUCUUCAAAACACUUCUUCAACGGUUCCCCCAAACGGGGUAGCAGGUCCCUCCGUCCAAGCCUCCCAACCGAGGGGCCUGCAGAUCUUCUCGAACAGCAACAUGGAACUGUUGCACCAGUCGGAGCAAACGGAUCAACCCACUACUACCACCAUCACCACCACCAGCAUUCCAUCGCCGCUGCACAAUCAUCACACCAUCAGUACAACGGAGCCAUUCCACACCACCAACCCUUCAAUUAUCAACAUCAGCAUCCCAUCAUUCCAAACCAUCCUGCCGGAGGCACCGAAUUAUCACCAUAUUAUUGGUAAUCACAAUACUCCGGCUGAAAUCCACGAAAUGGUGUCGAGCGAUCAAUACUUCGCAAUCAGUGGCUAUGAAUCAGCUUCUACGGAUUCGACAGGAUUGGGGUUUCCCCGGUAUUCGGGGGGCGCCGAGAUGUAUCAAGGUGAUACGGCGCCCCCCUUUUCACCAAACGUUCCGGAACAAUACCAGCCAACCGAUUCACUCUACAAUGAACUCCGUACACCGACUCCACAACUAGCGGCAACGGCACCUACUCUUUCACCUGGGCCCUGCUCGCCAAGAGUCACUUCGACGGGAACCACUUUGCCGUCGGAAGCUCGUCUCACUGAAGUUUUCCGAUGCGAGGAGUGCGACAAAGUAUUCAACAAGUCUUGCUAUCUGACGCAGCACAACAAAACAUUCCAUUCUGGUGAUAAGCCGUUCAAGUGUCACCGGUGCGGGAAAAGAUUCCCCUGCGAUCAAUCGCACGAGGAACAUCUGGCGAAGCAUGGCGGGGAAAAGCCAUUCAAGUGUGAGCUGUGUCCCAAGCAGUUCAACCACAAGACAGAUCUCCGACGGCACAUGUGUCUUCACAGUGGAUCCAAGCCGUAUGCUUGUGAUCAGUGCGGAAAGGGAUUCAUCCGAAAAGAUCACAUGCUGAAGCACUGCGAAACACACAGAAAGAAAACGGUAUCGGUUAUGAAGAAAUCUCCGAGUGGAAAGCUGAUCAACCAGAUUCACCCGAAGGCACUCAUGGUGGGAGAUGAAUGACGAUGGGUUUCCAUCCGUUGUUUGACUCCGGAGCCUUGAAGUGAACAAUGGACCGAAUGCAUCACCGAAAUGGUAAAGUUUACAAAACUUCAUAUUUCUUUAUUUGAUGAAUCUCAAUCAUUUCAUUUGGAUCUUUUCCUAACACACGAAACAAAGUUACCUAUUUGAAUCCUUUUACCAAAACCAGGUGCAGUACACUACUACCUCAAUGUAACAUGUAAUAAGAAGUGGAAAAGUAACAAUCUGACAAAUAGCCAAUCACUAGUUUAAUUGAGUAUUGAAAUAGUAAAAAUCGUAAACAUAAGUCAACACAGAAACCUACCUCAAUAGUUAUUACAAUUCUUAUUGUGCGACAAAAGUCCGAUCUGCUGGGCCCACCGUCGCAGAAUAAGUGAAGCAAUUCAACAAAGUUAUACAUUUUACUAUGAAAUGAUAUUUACAACUGAAACACAAAACUGAUGACGCAAACUAAAGCAAAUAUAAAAUGUGUAUUCAUUAUAUAGAAGCACAAGCCGAGAAUGGAAUCAUCAGAAUCUGAAAGCGAUGAUUCUAGAAGGAAAUUCCAAGAAUAGCGUAUUUUGCGAAUUAUUUUAAAGCAAUAUUAACCGUUAAUAGAGAAAACAAUCACAGAACAAUUGCAAAGUCUAUGCUACAAAGAGCAAAACAAGUACCUCUUUCUUAAAACAGCUACUAUCGUCAUCACAGGAACUGAGAAUUAUUCUCAUUAUGGCUGGAAAUGUUAUAAUAGGGUAGAAGGAACACUGUGUUACAAAUGAAAAGAAUAUUGACAAAGCUCAUUAAACAGCCAAUUGCAGGUCAUUGGUCAAGUCAAGUAGAUCUGGGAAACGCAUUGAAGAAAUUCAUACACGUCAAAUAUGACCAGCAACGCGUUGCCUUGUAAAAACUUUAUUUUUCCUCCAAAAACGGUUUUUGAUAGGGCAUCCAGAGUGGCGAGCUUGAUAUAUCAAACUACUCAGCUCUAUGAGCUUAGUUAGUCAGUUUCUUAAUGCAAAAAUAAGUAAGGCGCGAGUUUCGGUACUUGUUCGAUUUGCUCGCAACAAAUCUCAUUUGAAGUUAAUUUAAACUUGAUCACGCGUUGGGAAUUGUUGUUACAUUGCACCAAAUCCAAACCACCAAAUCCUAAUGUAUUUUCCGGAUGACAUUGCUUUAACCAAUGACUUGCAAAAGGGCAGAUGAAGUGUAGCAAUUCACGAUUGCAAAAUAUACCGAGAUAAAAUCUUUCAAUAAUGGCAACCGAACAAAUGUACAAAUAAAACCUACUAUAAAUAGGAAUCAAACUGAAUGUAAAAACCCAAAAGUGGAAAACAGUACUUACGAAAGAAUCAUACUUGUUGUUGAAAAAAAGCAAAAGAACAAAAAAAUAUUAGCGUAAACGUUCAACUCGUGUCUCUACCGGAAAUCGAAAAUCACAAAAACAUAAACAAAACACCCUGAAACGCAUAUAGUUAUAGUGAGAUGUUAAACUGGAACGGAAACAAACAAUCCUAUGUACCGAAACUGUAUUAUCAAAUGGUUGUGUUAGAUUAAUUAAUUACCUAUUAUUGAGGAUUACAAGCUUUCUGCGUUUGGUUUGAUUCUCAAUAUCUACCUACCAUACCCGGCAAGACUCCCCUCGACCUAAUACGAUUUAUUCCGGCUCUCGCACAUGGUUGAGGUUCAGGUUCAACUGUAUUCAUUAGUCCGCCGUCUCCCGGCCCCAUCCCACACCAGUCCCGAUCAGAAAAUAUUCCCAAUACUUGUCAAUAAGCAUCAAGGACUUGCGAUACUUUUUUUUCGAAAUAGUGUUCAUUCCAAAUGUAAAGCUUUGUCCUAAUUUAUUGCAAAACUAAAUCAAACACAAUGUCCUCAUUUCAUUUUAAUUUUCUGCUCGGGUUACCCCAUCCAACAAACCAAACUUCAGUUCACACUUCCGUCACGUUGGUCGGGACGUUUGCUUUUGUUGAUUGGUCGCGUGAACGUCUAGAAGUGGAUUCCCGCCAUUUAUGCUUCGUCGUUUUCGUUCCUCGUUCCCGAAUAUCUUGCGAGUAGGUAAGACCCCCUUCCAUUACUUGGCGCAACAGUAGACAAGUUGUUCCGGUAUUGCCACCGACUGGUGCUUCUUUCGUUCAAGUAUUUUAUCCUGAACUGUAUUAGAUGAUUAUUAUCGCCAUCUUCUCUUUAUGAGCCAUUUAAUUUAUGAUCUUCCAAUCAGGUUGUAAGUCCGUUAGAAUUUACAUUGUAAAUGUUAUAGCAACUGGAACUUUUGUUUUGUUCAGUAAAUAAGUAAAAUUUUAGUUACCGUUGUUCAGUAUUUUUAUAUAUAUUUUGUUCUGGUUAUGUGCCAAGAAGUAGUGAAAUGCUCGGAGGGAAAGAUUUCUUAUUUUUAUUUGUUACCAUAAUUGUAUAUACCGACGGGAUCAUUUGUGCCAAAAUGUCGCCAGAGUUCACGGUUUUUCCAGUUUAUGAUAGUUCAAUGUUACCGCUGAAUGACAACAAUAAAAAAUCUUCCAAGUUUGGUUGGACUGUUCCAGCAGAUCUUCAUAUCAUAAAUGAACAAUAAUUUUGCAAUUUAUUAAAGAAUUAAUCAAUGCAUUUAAGAAUAACAUAUCCACUUUUGUGAAACAAAACCUAGCCAAUAUCAAUUGAUUUUCCAUGAAUAGAACAUAUCCAUCUUAAGUUGAGAAAACAAAAUAAUAAAACUGAUCAAACGACGAAUUGGAAGCAGAAUAUCAUUUCUAAAUCGUUGUAUCAAUUCGAUGUGUAUUUGAUAAAAAGAAAAGUAUAAACCAAUAAAUAAUAAUAAAGAAAAUUACUCGUGACGCAUAGACGUGUGAAUCAGAGUACCAGUGUAUAAAGAGUAUUCCAAAAUGUAAAACGAUGAACAUCAUGAUACGAAAUCAUUUGCUCAAACCAAUUUUGAUUUAUUACCGUUCACAAAUGUUCCGGUUCUGUUAACUAUGUUACCAAAAUGCUGUGUCUGUAAAAUACCAACCGCUUCUGUCGACAGAAGUGAACGCCACAAGCGGGUCACCCAGCAGGGAUGGCUCAUCUGCGAAUUACGUUGCCAUUCUUAUGUUCCAAACAAACAUCACAAAACUAGCCAAUAAGUACGAAUCUAUAUAUAAUCCGAAGUGAAAAGAACUCUCAGCUUGAGAGCGUAUUUGAUUUUCCACAUGUACAAAUAGAAAACCUUAGUUUCAAACGAUUAUAAGAGAAAUUGAAUGAGAUUAGAGUAUUUGGAUAUUACUUAAAAGACGUAUGUGAAUUUUAUUGAGAAAACAAAGUUUAAAUUAUAUGGAAAUCGAAAUAAAACUGGAUAAAAAUGUAAUAA